CUUUACCCUGCUAUUGACAACUCUCUAUUUCAUAUCUCACUGCUUGAUCAGAUAUACCGUGACUCUGCUGUUUCGUUCCGCAGCAUCUCCUUUCAUUGUUGUUCCUUUCCUCUCUGACCAACAUCCCGGAUUAUCACCCAGUCAAGCGCCUCGUAUCACCAAGUUCCGCAAAUAUGGCACACCAGGAUGAGCCUUGCCGUAUCCUUGUCAUGGCCUCUGGCAAUGGCUCAAACUUCCAGGCGUUAAUAGACGCUAUCGCUGGCGAUGCCAUUCCCAACAGCAGAAUUACUCGCCUGAUUGUGAAUCGCGCAAAGGCAUUUGCUACCACUCGAGCAGAAAAGGCAGGCAUCCCAUGGGAAUACUUCAACAUGAUCAGCAACGGGUUCCUCGCAAAAGGGGAGAAGGAUGAAACGAAGAUCGCAGAGGCAAGGAAACAGUACGAUGCUGCCCUGGCAGAAAAGAUCCUGAAGCUGGACGAAAGGCCGGAGUUGAUCGUCCUGGCAGGCUGGAUGUGGGUGUUUUCGUCAGAAUUCUUGAGGCCGUUGGAAGAGGUGGGCAUCAAGGUCAUCAACUUGCAUCCCGCAUUACCUGGGCAAUUUGACGGGGCUCAUGCGAUUGAGCGAGCCUACGAGGAUCUCAAGGCCGGAAAGAUCCAGUACACCGGCAUCAUGGUUCACUAUGUCAUCCAAGAAGUCGACAGAGGUGAUCCCAUCAUGAUUCAGGAGAUUGAGUGGGAAGGAGAGGACCUUGAAGCUCUGGAGGCAAAGAUUCACGAACACGAGCACGAGCUCAUCGUCAAGGCGACAGCAAAGGUUGUCCGGGAGAUCGUCGAGGCCAGGAGGAAAUGAGUAUCUAAACUGGCGCUCCG
Molecule: messenger RNA, 868 nt
Organism: Trichoderma reesei QM6a
Lineage: Eukaryota; Fungi; Ascomycota; Sordariomycetes; Hypocreales; Hypocreaceae
Product: formyl transferase-like protein
Exons: 2
Coding region: 174-848 (224 amino acids)
Biological process (GO): 'de novo' IMP biosynthetic process
Cellular component (GO): cytoplasm
Molecular function (GO): phosphoribosylglycinamide formyltransferase activity
Source: RefSeq, a predicted model, not a curated record